Juglans microcarpa x Juglans regia is the source of this 1128-nucleotide messenger RNA. RefSeq names its product zinc finger protein CONSTANS-LIKE 1-like. The transcript has 2 exons. The record is from RefSeq and is a predicted model, not a curated record. NCBI's taxonomy places the organism in Eukaryota, Viridiplantae, Streptophyta, Magnoliopsida, Fagales, Juglandaceae. Bases 326 to 829 code for a protein of 167 amino acids. Gene Ontology annotation, molecular function: zinc ion binding.
UGAGCCUCUGAAAACAAGAACUGAGAGUAAAACGUUUUUGGGAUCAGAAGAGAGUACAAGACAUACUCAAGAGAAUCUCCUUUUUUAUUCAUUUGUUACAGCAUCAUUAAAGUUUACGAUUCAUUAGAGUAAGUAUAAAAUGUCUAUCAGUGCCUGGUUUUAACUAUAAACAGUUGCAAGUUGUCCAGCACCGGUUUGACCAUUACAAAAAAAUAAUCAUUUUUUUUUUUAUAGUAACAACAGAGAAAUAAAAGCAGGCCAGGGAAUAAGCAUAAGAUGUGAUCAGAGUUUCAAGAUCUGGUACCAUUUCCUUGAGAUUGAGAAAAUGAAGAAGUGCGAUCUCUGUGACUCUCCAGCCAAUAUUUACUGUGACUCUGAUCAGGCUAGCCUUUGUUGGAACUGUGAUGCUCAGGUUCAUGGUGCAAACUUCCUGGUGGCUAAGCAUUCCAGAACCCUUCUUUGCCAUGUCUGUCAGUCUUUUACGCCCUGGAAUGGCUCCGGCCCCAAGCUCGGUCCUACCAUUUCUGCCUGUGAAAGUUGUGUCAAUAGCAAUGCUCAAAACGAGGCAGGAAAUGAAGGAAACGACCGUGAUAAUGAUCAUGGCGAUGCUGGUGGUGGUGGUGAUGAUGAUCGACCCCAUAGAGAAGCUUACACUGAGGAAGAUGACGAUGACGAUGACGACGACGACGACGACGACGACGAUGAUGGUCAUAGGGAUGAGGAUCAAGGAGGUGUUUAUGAAGACGAUGAAGAAAAUCAAGUAGUCCCAUUAUCUUCUACGCCGCCUCCCCCAGCCUCAAGUUCUGCAACGAGAAGAGGGCUUUCCUGAUACAAGAACCCCAUUUUCAUGGGAGGGUACCAGUUAGAAUGCAGAGUUUUAAAAAUAAUAUCAAUCUCUGGACAGAUGCAGUAUUCAAAAGUAGAAUGAUCAAGGAUGCCGGUUCUCUCAGCUAAGCCUUAGAAUCGCAAAAGAACUGUGACAAAGCAGAUUUGGGAAUGCUGAAGCAAGGAAAGACAAAGAGGAGGAGGGUUCCUGAAGAUAUAGAAGCAUGGUUGCCAAGACUGGAUGUUUCAUUCCUCGAUGGUUUUUUUACCAACCUCGUCUAGCCUUCAACCUGAUUUCAGGUA